GUCAAUAAUCACAUUCACAAGAAGCAAAAAAGUGAAUUAUAAAAGUGCUUUUGCUUUUGCUGCUGCUAAUAGCGACUACUCUUCUCUUUCUCUCUUCAUCUAUCAGAUUCAAUCACUUGAAUUUCUCUUCCGAAGAACAAGUUGCAAUCUGUUGUUUUGGCGGGAAAUCCAACCGCAGCAACGACGUCGUAGUCAUCCAUGGGGGUUUCGGAGAACAGCAAGGGGUUGGUACUGGCGGUGGGUUCAAGUGCAUUCAUCGGCGCAAGCUUCAUCUUGAAGAAGAAGGGUCUUAAGCGUGCUGCUUCCCAUGGAACCCGUGCAGGAGUUGGUGGUUACACUUAUCUACUUGAACCACUUUGGUGGGCUGGCAUGGUAACAAUGAUUAUUGGGGAGAUUGCAAAUUUUGUUGCUUAUAUCUAUGCUCCAGCAGUUCUGGUUACUCCCCUUGGUGCACUUAGUAUUAUUGUCAGUGCUGUUUUGGCUCACUUCUUGUUGAAGGAACGGCUUCAGCAGAUGGGGGUGGUGGGGUGUGUAUCUUGCAUUGUGGGAUCGAUUGUUAUUGUCAUCCAUGCGCCGCAAGAGCAUACUCCAAACUCUGUCCUAGAAGUAUGGAAUCUGGCCACUGAACCAGCAUUCGUGGUUUAUGCAGUAGCAACAGUUUCAGCAGUUUUGGCCUUGAUUUUACACUUUGAACCUCGUUACGGACAGACUAAUAUGCUCGUCUACUUGGGAAUUUGCUCAUUAAUGGGCUCACUCACGGUUGUGAGCAUAAAGGCCAUUGGAAUUGCAAUAAAGCUUACACUUGAUGGGAUAAGUCAAGCAGCUUAUCCUCAGACUUGGUUUUUUGUUUCCGUGGCCACAAUAUGUGUCCUUACACAAUUGAAUUACCUUAACAAGGCUCUGGAUACAUUUAAUGCAGCAAUUGUUUCUCCUGUAUAUUAUGUAAUGUUCACAACUCUCACUAUUAUUGCCAGUGUAAUAAUGUUCAAGGAUUGGUCAGGUCAGGAUGCCAGCAGCAUAGCCUCUGAAAUAUGUGGAUUCAUCACUGUUCUUUCAGGAACAAUCAUACUGCAUGGGACUAGAGAAAAGGAAGAACGUAAUAUGCAAGGGAACUUGACAUGGUAUAUUGGUGAGGAUUCAACGAAGUGCAUUGAGGAUGAACACAUGAUCUUUAUACGUGAUUCGGAUUAUGAACGUGUUUCUUUUCGAGGUUGAUGUAAGAGAGCAUGUUCUAUCAACAAUACUAUGAAUUGAGCCUGCCCUGGGUCCAUGAUCUGGUGCAUUUGCUGUUUGGAUUGCAUGUCUUAGAUCCUGGAGAGCUUAAAUUCAAGCAUCCCAUGGUGCUAUAGUUUCUGACCAUUUCUCCACAGGCCGUGUUGCACAUGUGGCUGUUCGAUGGAGCCAUCUGAAAACUCGUGUGAUACGCUAAACGUGGUUCAAGUGCUGGAUCGUUUGAAACUGAAAUAGGAUUGCUGUGUCUCAUUGCAACCAUUGAGAUUUUUGGAGCGAUCUCAUGGCCUGUUCUACUGUCCAUGGGGGUCAAUGUGAUUUUACUUUUUCAAUUUCUGCAGAAAGUGAGUAAUUGUCUAUAUUGUCUGGUAAGUAUUUUCUCAUCUAAAUUAGAUUUGUAUAGUUUCUUUUUGCGAAUUUGGUAAAUGAUGUUGAUUGUAUUUUGUCGGCUUCUGCUAAAAUUAUUGGAAAUAUUUUUCUUCUCAUCUUCUGCAACAAAUGCUUGCCUAAUUUGAUGGAUGUGGUUUUGUUA
Molecule: messenger RNA, 1762 nt
Organism: Lotus japonicus
Lineage: Eukaryota; Viridiplantae; Streptophyta; Magnoliopsida; Fabales; Fabaceae
Product: probable magnesium transporter NIPA6
Exons: 9
Coding region: 199-1215 (338 amino acids)
Biological process (GO): magnesium ion transport
Cellular component (GO): membrane
Molecular function (GO): magnesium ion transmembrane transporter activity
Source: RefSeq, a predicted model, not a curated record